AAUUACUUGAGGGCCGCUUUAUUUCAAUCAAGAAGCCAUUAUAGGCAUUAAUUGUCUCACAUUAAGAUGAUAUGAGUUUCAUGGAAGUAUAAAAAGGAGACUUAUACCGACAGGAAACUGAAAUAUGUUCGCUUAUUAAGUACUAGCAUUUGAAUGCAUAACGACGAAAUAAUCGAAUUAAUAGCAACUGGUUUAAUAAAAAUGGAAUUGAUUUAAAGCUGUUGUUGUAUAGCUAUACAUCUGGACAUAAUAAUGAAGUCAAAACGAUUGCAUAAAUCAGAAGGAUAUGUGUUUGUGAUAUUUAUGUGCUGUGUGUUGCAAACAAUAUUGACAGCUCCAUUACCAGAUCUGCAUGGCUUAUCAAACUGUGACUUGUACAUUACGGCAGACAACACAACUCAAGAACUUAAGUGUAGCAUUCAAACUGGGCAAGUGUUGGACUAUAGGCGGGUGCGAGGCUGGACGGCACUUCAAAGCACGGGCACAUUCUCCGUUCACAUAACAUGUAACGGAGGAUCGCUUCAUAUGCCAUGGCCCUUUAAAGCCAAACAUGUGGUAGCACUGCAAGUGAACGGCUGCAAACUCUUUGGAUUUUUGUCAGAGAUGACGCAACAACAGUCCGUGGAAGACGAGCUUCGAACUCUGAUGCUGUACAAAACAACCAUUGUGAUACCCUUUGCGGACAUGUAUGCUUUGAGGAAUAACCUUGACCGAAUUCCACGUGACACAGACUGCGGCCAGGUAACCCUAGAAAAGCUGGUACUCAGGGACGUCCAUUACGACCUACAGAUGACGCCGGAAGACAGGGACCGGAUGUCACCCAUCGUGCACAAUACUUCAAUAGGACAUGAUGCCGCCUUGUUGCCAACGAAGUCGCCAUGCGUAUUUCCCAAUUUAAAGUACGUCGACGAGAGUGGCAGUAGGAAGACCGGCCAGUAUCACUUGAAACUCCUACCGGACUAUUCCGUGUUCCCUAAGCUGGAGGUGUAUAACAUGUCAAGGAAUGAACUCAGCCAUAUUCCCGAUUUUUUCCGGUAUUUGCAUUCGGAUAAGUACCCGUCAUUAAGACAACUUGACUUCUCGAACAACAUUCUUCAUAGCUUCGAAUUCGAAAUACCAAAGAAUGUCAAAACUUGUACUCUGGAGAAGGUUGACCUCCACAACAACCGCAUCGCCUUCAUUCCUAAAGAGACCACUGAUACUCUGCAGAACAUCGGGACAAUACUCGUUGAUCUCCGUGAAAAUCCGUUGCGGUGCACGUGCGAAUUAAAGGAUUUGCGCGUGUAUCUCGAGGCUCAAUACCGGAAGUCAGCCAAUAUGACUCGGCAGUUGAUUUCUGAAGUCACUUGUUCGUUGCGGUCCGCAUUUCACGGGACGAUGGAUCAAGUUAGUCUGCUGAAUUCAGGCUUUGACAAAAAGUGUGGGUAGUUUAGUGCCAUUUAAAUUCAUACUACCUAAAUUAUAAACUAUCCGAUGUCUGUUAUGUUAGUAUUCUCACAUGUUCACAUUGUUACCGA
Messenger RNA from Dreissena polymorpha, 1517 nucleotides. RefSeq lists its product as uncharacterized. Bases 253 to 1428 code for a protein of 391 amino acids. The record is from RefSeq and is a predicted model, not a curated record. The transcript has a single exon. Lineage: Eukaryota; Metazoa; Mollusca; Bivalvia; Myida; Dreissenidae.